Molecule: messenger RNA, 9853 nt
Organism: Paramuricea clavata
Lineage: Eukaryota; Metazoa; Cnidaria; Anthozoa; Malacalcyonacea; Plexauridae
Source: the annotation of a GenBank genome assembly
AUGCCUAUCUUUAAACUGAGGGAAAUUCUUCGUUACCACAAUGUUAUCGAUUGCGGCACAAAAGACGAGCUAGCCAUAAGAGUUAGCAUGGUCAUAAGCGGAACGGAUGAUCUGGCAUUCAAAAGGGAAAUUUUUGCUAUAAAAAAUAUUUUAACAGCAACCAGAACAUUAAUGCAGCGACAGAAGAGAAUGUACUUACUUGACCCCAAAAUAAUCUCAAAACAACGAAAGUUUAGCACGCCUUCAAGUCCGACGAUUAGCACCUCACGACCUAGGGAUAGUGCCUCUGUCUUUAGCAAGAAGAAAAAGGCAUUCAUUUCUAUACUAGUUGGCACAAGUCUAGAAACUCUAGAUGAUAUUUUCAAACCUCUUGACCACGAGAUUUUAUUGUACUCUGUCAAUUUUUCCGAGGAUCGGGCGAAACAGAAUAGAAAAUUCUUUGGUCAAAACCAGGAAGCAAUACGAUCUGUUGGCGCAAACGUGCUUGCUAUGUGGAGUAAAGAUGAGAUCGGCAAUACCGGUUGGAAAAGUGGUAAGGAUAUGUCAUUCUCAAUAUUUUUAUAUCUCUCAUGCAUCCACAUACAUUAAAGAUAUAUUGCAUUCUUCUGUUUACAGGGUGGUACAGAGCAAAAGUACUGACCUAUGACAGCGCCACAGAUACUGUUGAGGUGGAGUUCGACGUUGAGGAAGGUGCACACUACCAGUAUGUUGUGAAAGACGAGUUGAAAGCCAGGAGAUUAAAACUCGCUAAAGAUACGCAAAAGAAAGUCGACGAUUACGAAAAUAUUUUCCAAAUCGGGGCAGUGAUUGAGGUUUGCUGGUCAGCUGAUGAUGUUGUUGAGACAGAGGUUGGACCAGGUACGUUAUAAGUACAACGUGUGAUGUAUUUAAAUUAAUAACCAAAUUCAAUUACAUAUUUUUGAAACCUCCUAGCCAAUAACAUAUUAAGAGGACAUUUUUUACAAAAUCGCGUAUUUUUUGCGCAAAGCGCUCAAAACCUAGCGACCAGGCCUUCCCUAAAAUCCUGCCCCGCCAUCUUGGUUUUAAAAAUUUCCCAAAAUUUGCGAAGACAAAUAACAGAAUUUUACUGGAUUUUUGGCUGUGUCACGAGGCAAAACAUUGCCAAAUAUAAAGAAAGAUAACAUGGUAAGUGUAAUAUCGUAUUUAGUAGCUGUUAUUUAAAUUAUUAUUAUGUAAAUAUGCACAUGUAUCGGACUCAGGAGUGACCAUUUCAUUCAAAGAGGUCAUCUAUAUUUACUGAUUAAAAGUGUCUGCUUUCGUCUUUUAAAUGAUGGCCGGCCUGUUCACAACUCGUUUACAAUAUAGGUACAUGCAAAAUUUUAAAGGAAGAAUUUGAGUAUUUGUAAAUAAUCCAUUUUAAUACUUCGAAGUUCGAAUCAGUUUUUUUGCCUCUGGUAUUGUUGCACAUUUCCAUAAUAUUACUGUAAAAACAUUAAUUUUAAACUUCACAAUGUUUCGUACACAUGCAGCUGUUCUGCUGUUGCAGUGCUUCAGGUAUACCAUGCUAUAAAUCACUACAAGUUUCCUUUCUGAUAUAAAGAAUCAUGAUGUACAUCUGGUAUAUGAUUGUAUACAGUAUACUAAAGUAUAAAUUGGAAACCAAAAUUUCAUAUGGGAUGUAAGUAACAAUUGCAACUGGAAUUAUUAGUUGAAACAACCUACUUUCCCACAUGCAUGUAACCCGAUGUGGUACGAGGGUUGCUAAACCAGGGCUGGUUAUAAAGCAGGGCCAGGAUGCAUCAUCACUAUGGACCCCAGAUACUGAUCCCCCUCCCCCAAUAUCCCCAAGUAAAUCUAUCCCACUACUACACAAAAGAAUACUUCUUUCCCUCUGAGUUAACAAUGAAAGUAUAUUUUUUACAGAUCUCUGCGAUAUUACUUUUACAACCUUGAAGAUAUGAUUACGAUGACAGAUGUCUGUACAUUGUGGAGUAUUUUGUACAUCCUAUGAACUUUUUGUAACAAUAGAAUAUUUUUAUCAUAAUUUAUCUGUGAUUUAAUAAAUAUUCAUUUCAUCUUGUUUCAUUUCUUGUUUUCUUUAAUAGCCUGCAAGAAAAGAUCUUCUUAGAAAAUCUGAUAUUUUUUUGAAAAUUUACAAUGUAUAUACAUGAUCUAAUUGCCGUAAUUGGUACCUGGCCAGGCCCCACCCCAAAUGUACGUAACCAUUUUGGGUUAAAAAUCAUCACAACAAAUUUGUGUGACAUUUAAUUAACCAGGUUUAACAGAAUAACAGAAUAAAGAAGCAUCACUGACUUAAAAUCUCUAUUAUACAUCGAUAUAUUUACAUUAGAUAUUGUUGUGAAUACUGUAAUUCUGGUUGAUUUAAAAAAUGUUGAAAAACGACCUUCGACCUACCACCUCAAACUUAAUCAAACUAUGAUUUUUGUAAACUAGCAUACCUAGGGUAAAUGCCGAAAUAUAUCUUAGAUUGAUCGGAAACAGUUCUCAGUUAAUUUUUAACCAUUAAACGUAAGGUAAAUGUUUAGACCCAUGAACUCCAUAUUGGCCAAAUUUAGCCUACAUGAAAACCAAUGUAUUUGAGAGACAGAACAUGUUCAAACAAUCUAUAAUCACCAUAGAAAUAUAAAAUGGACUGAGAGCUAUGUUUACACAGCUUACAGUAUAAGAUUUCACUUUAUAUUCAAUGAACAGAUAGCAAUACUGGGCUAUUCAGUAAAUACAUGUUGUUGAAUACUGUAAUUCUGGUUGAUUUUAAAAAUGUUGAAAAACGACCUUCGACCUACCACCUCAAACUUAAUCAAAUUAUGAUUUUUGUAAACUAGCAUACCUAGGGCAAAUGUCGGAAUAUAUCUUAAAUUGAUCGGAAACAGUUCUCGGUUAAUUUUAACCAUUAAACUUAAGGCAAAGGUUCAGACCCAUGAACUCCAUAUUGGCCAAAUUUAGCUUACAUGAAAAUCUAUGGAUAUUAGAACCAAAACAUGUUCAAACAAUCAAAUAAUCACCAUGGAAAUAUAAAAUGGACUGAGAGCUAUGUUUACACAGCUUACAGAAUAAGAUUUCACUUUAUACUCAAUGAACAGAUGGCAAUACCGGGUUUAUUCAGUAAAUACAUGUUGUGAAUACUGUAAUUCUGGUUGAUUUUAAAAAUGUCGAAAAACGACCUUCGACCUACCACCUCAAACUUAAUCAAAUUAUGAUUUUUGUAAACUAGCAUACCUAGGGUAAAUGCCGAAAUACAUCUUAGAUUGAUCGGAAACAGUUCUCGGUUAAUUUUAACCAUUAAAUUUAAGGUAAAGGUUUAGACUCAUGAACUCCAUAUUGGCCAAAUUUAGCCUACAUGAAAACCAAUGGAUUUUAGAGACAGAACAUGUUCAAACAUCCUAUAAUCACCAUAGAAAUAUAAAAUGGACUGAGAGCUAUGUUUACACAGCUUACAGUAUAAGAUUUCACUUUAUAUUCAAUGAACAGAUAGCAAUACUGGGCUAUUCAGUAAAUACAUGUUGUGAAUACUGUAAUUCUGGUUGAUUUUAAAAAUGUUGAAAAACGACCUUCGACCUACCACCUCAAACUUAAUCAAAUUAUGAUUUUUGUAAACUAGCAUACCUAGGGCAAAUGUCGGAAUAUAUCUUAGAUUGAUCGGAAACAGUUCUAAGGUAAUUUACAAGUGUUGGACAUCAGUUUGGCACUAAACUAAAAUAACUUAUGUGUUUUAAACUUAAUUAGGCAGAAAUAAAAUAACUUUUUAAGUCAAUUUAGUGUUUAGAUUUUGGACAUGGGUGCAAUUAUUUGCACUAAAUACACCUAAUGUAAACAGUACAUGUUAUACAGUCCAAUACGAACACUUAAUUUCAAAGAUAUGACCAAAAUACGGAUUGUAAUGACUCCAUUUGGUGGAAAUUCAAAUUUUGACUCGCUUGUAAAAUUAAGCAGUAUUUACUUCGGACUAACGACGCUAAUUCUCAUCAAGAUGCAGUUUUUAAAACUAAAAUAUCAAAGGAAUGUUGUAUAGAAUAAUUUAUUGUGAUCGGAGGCAGUAAAAUAUGAAAAAAUCAGGAAAAAUAAACGCAUACCUACCACGCUUCUGUGAUAGUCAAAUCCUUCCAAACCCUUGUGUAACAUUGCAUCGCUUGUAAUUCUUUGAUUCCCGUUGAAUUCAUCUUGUUUAUGAGUUUUGCACAUCGUUUCCAUAGUAUACUUAUGUUAUUUGAGGAAAUUAUAUGAAAAUCCAACUGUUAUCGUGUAAAAACAAGCAGUGAAGUACUCACACGAUAUAUGAACUGGCCGCCAUGUUAUCACCCGAUUCAUUCGAUCAAUUUCUCAUUCUAGCAUCUGAUUGGUUUUGAGCGCCCAAUACGCGAUUUUGUAAAAAAUCUCCUCUUAAUUCAAUUCCCCAGAAAUGUGCUAUCAAAUUUUUUAAGGUCAUUUUUGUCGGGGGGCCCUAAAGUUCGGGGGCCCCCCGUCACUGGACACCCUGACACCCUCCCGUUACGCCACUGUCGGUUGCGGUUAUGUUACCGGCUCGUUUCAUUUUUUCUUUCAGUGGUUCAGUAACUGGAGGCUCACUGAACCCAGCAAGGAGCUUUGGUCCCGCAGUAAUUGGUUCGUACUGGUCCGAUCAUACUGGAUUGGUCCAAUUCUUGGCGCCAUUUUGGCCUCUGCAAUAUAUCGCAUUGUUCUCGCUUCACCAGACCGAUUGCUGUUCUGUAAGGGAUCAAAUGUACAACCAUCUCAUACUGAUGUGGAACUAGGCAGUACCGCGGGCACAGAAUAAGGCACACAGAAGGGCCACUUACGUCGGAAGCUUUGAAGUUUCUGUCACCCUGGCCGCCAUCUUCCUAGCCAGUCGAUUACGUUUUCUGGCCAAUGAACGCGCUGUAUUGGCUGGCCGCCAUCUUCCUAGCCAAUCAAUUUGCAUGUUUUUGCAUAGAAAAAUGGGGACACGUUGCACCGCUGAGUGGCCCUUCUGGUACUGAUCUUUAUUCUGUGCCGCGGGAUUGCCUUGAAAAGAUGCGGGGUCCAGUAAAGUAUAGGCAUGGCGAGAUAGGCAAUGGUGUGUAAAUCAAUAUACAAAAUACACAAAACAUCACACGCACUAUAUACAUGCACCUACUAUUCACUAUUUAACAGUUUGUUCUAGUUUUCAGAUCAUAUAUAUGUGAAGAUCUAUUAGUAAGAAAUCCAUUAAUUAAUUAACUAAAUAAUAUCUACAAAUAAGUAACUGUUGCACAACGCAAAAUCCCAAGUGAAAUCUGUAGAGCCAGUAGAGGUCAUAUAUUACCUUACUAUCUCUAAUGCAGAGUCAAUAUAGAAACUGAAGUAGAACUCCGAAUAACUCCUAACUAAGAACAAAUAUAUGUUUACAUGACGGAAGGAAACAUUUCUUGAAAACAUUGUGCGUUUGAAAAAAUACUUGACGAUAAGUAUAUAAUGCCUAUAUAUAAUAAAGGCUAUAUAUAAGUACGUAGAAUUGUAUAUAUAUACAGUUUUUAUAGCCAUGCCGGCAAAUAAACCUUUAAUAUUUCAGUGUAUAUAUUGUUGCAGUUUGUGUCCUGACCAACCGAUUUGCAAGAAACUGUUCCAACAACACGUCACAAAUCGGCACGUAACAAAUUGGCAAAGUCACGAUAACCUGGUCGCAAGGCUAAUGACAACAUGCUCGCAGGCGUAGCAACUUGUUACGAACAGUCUGUAUUAUCUUGUUAGAACAACUUGUAACACGGGGAUAAACACUUGUCAGACUUGUCAUAAUUAACGUAACAAAUGAGAACAAGCCGUGAGAAUUAAACAUCCUGAUUCGGCUUGACAACAAUGUUGUUACGACUUGUUUGCAGAUUAAUCGGGUGUUGGGGUAUCAAUUUCCUGUUUGUAAUACAAAAUUACUGAAAAUUGCAAAUUUCUUAGAGCUAUAUUAUCCGCAUUUUACAACAUUUCGCAACGAAACUUUGGAAUAUUACUAAUUUUGUGAUGCCCUUUCAAGCUGUGUUGACAUUUUUGUCUAGAUUUGUCUUGAUCAAAAUUUUAGUUAUAAGGUUAACGGUCCAUUGCGUACGACAAAAAUCCCAGUGUGCGGGGAAAAUAUUUCAGGAAUCUAGUUGUCACUCGUGUCGUGAACAAAAAAUAUCAAACAUGUUUGAUAUUUUCUGUCAUUCGUGAUAAAAAUUCCUAGUGCACGGCAAACGGCUCAUCGUAACUUUUCAGAGCAAAGAAGUGCGCAUGCGUGAUAUUCCCCAAAACAAUAAAUUGGUAGAUAUCUGGCCCGAAUUAGUUCAUAAGAUUAUUAUAGACUCUUUGUCUUCUCAAAAUCCAUCCGGUGAAGGCUAUUUCAGAUACGGCACCUAGUCCCCAGGCCUUUACCGGCGCAACCGCGAAAUUCAAUAUGGCGCCAAAUGGCGCCAAGCUAAGGAGUGGAGUUUAAAUGGAAUUUAUAUUCUAUAUUUUCUAUUGUUGUUUUUUGACCUUUUUAUUAAUUUUGGUUGGUAGAACCUAUAUUCUGAAAUGCCAGGUAUCUUACCCUUUAUCUGAUUAAUCUGAAACAUAGUUAAACAGUGAAAGCAAGAUAAGAAAUUUUUGACACUGAACUUUUAACACGUUCUACGAUAGGGUUGCAUAUUCUAUUUAGCUUAAUUUUUAGAUAAAUGCCUGCAUAUCAGCUCAUAUCGUCAAAAAACGGGCAGAAUUUGUUUCCACCUUGCAAAAUCAAGCUAAUUUAUUAAAAAUAGUCCAGAGAAAUAUCACUUUUGCAACUAUUGGAGAGGAAUGAUCAAAUCUGUCCAAAUGGGGGAUAGAUCCAAUGCAAUUACAAAACAUUUAUGAAUGCUCCACAGUAUUUCCUAUUUUGUCCAAAUGGUCCGAGUAAUUGGAGAAGUGGUUUUGACUCGUUUUUGAAUAUAUCGAAAAACGCCUAACAUAACAUUAAAAAAACUAAACAGUAAAUAUAAACUUUGACUUCACAACACAGUAAAAACCUUUAUUUACCCGCUUUAUUAAGACACAUUUUUACAUCGUAUAUACUUUAUUAUAUACAGUAAAUGCAAUAAUAUACAAGAAAUCUACAUGUAUGCUACGAAUAUGCUAUAAUUUACAAUAGUUUUGGUUAAGAUAACAUCAGCUAAGGAAAAUGUAAAUCAAUUUACCGAUUUUUUAUAGCGCUAAUGAAAAUGGUUCUGAUGCAUCCAAAACCAAUCCCUAGAAAAAUGGAAGCAAAUUAGCCAAUUUAUACUGUAGCUCACGAGAAUGGUUUCGGAUGCGCCCAAAACCAAUCCCGAGACAAAUGAAAAAAAAUUUAGCCAAUUUAUAGCUGAUGAGAAUGGUUUUGGAUGCGUCCAAAACCAACCCUCCAGGAAAAUGCAAAUCAAUUGACCGACAUGUCAAAAACUAUCCUAGAGAAAUGCGAACCAGUUCGCUGAUUUUAGCAAAAAGUCCCCAGACAAAUGAACACAAAUCAGCCGAUUUUACUGCUUUUGUGAAUGGUUUUAGAUGCGUCCAAAACCAAUUCCUAGACAAAUGCAAACAAAUUAGCCGAUUCAUAGCUGAUGAGAAUGGUUUUGGAUGCGUCCAAAACCAAUCCCUAGACAAAUGCAAACAAAUUAGCCAAUUUAUAGCUCAUAACCCUCCAGGAAAAUGCAAAUAAUUGACCGGUAUGUCCAAAACAUUCCUAGAGAAAUACGAACCAAAUUACUGAUUUUAGCAAAAAAAAUCCCCAGACAAAUGAACACAAAUCAGCCGAUUUUAGUGCUUUUGAAAAUGGUUUUAGAUGCAUGCAAAACCAAUCCCUAGACAAAUGGACAAAACCAAUCCCUAGACAAAUGUUUCGCGAAACUGAACUGUAUUGGCAGAGGUAAUGUAAUAUAUUCCAACAACUGUUCAUGCCUCGAAUAGUCGAAUAUAGUACUUUAUAAAUACUGUAGACUAAAUUAUUCCAAUUUUAGAUUCCCAGCCUUCACAUCUGAAUUGGUAGUGCAAAGCUUCCGGGGCAGUGUCGUUCGUGGGAAGGCAAAUGAAAAAUUAAACAGCUUCAUUCAACGAGCCAUUUGUGCCGAAAACACCCGUCUAGAGCCAAAGAUAAAAGUGCUAAAGAUGAACUGCUUGGAAAUGACCAAUUUGACCAAGGAAGUUCCAGAUUUCAAGGGUGCUGGGUUGGUUUUUCUGGACAUUGCUAAGGCAAGUUACCGGUAGUUCAUAAUUAUCAGUGUUGUAAUCAGUCGAUUUACUGACUGGAGUAACCUCGAGUGACAACAUUCAGUGUCUUAACUUGAACCAGGAGUUAAGAAACAUUUUCCAAAAAUUAUUGUGGUUGUUAAAGCUCCUCGAAUAUAAGCCCCUGUGUAUAGUGCUCUACCAUCCCCCCUGCACCUCCUCUGCCCAGGGCUAGGGGUGCACCCCCCAGUAAAUCCAUCCCUGUAACUACUGGGUCAUUUACCCCAGUAGGCCCUUUCCUUGCCCCAGUGGUGAAGCAUGAUUUUCAGAUCAACAGGGUCCUUUUGAUCAUCAGUAACAAGUAAAAAUUCCCUGCCUUAUGAUAACAGUAUUGAUAGUGACAAGUCCACUCAAUACUUAUUUGGUAUUAUAAUAUUAAGGCGGUGAUCAAAUCUGUUCUGUACAUCAGUUACGCUACUUAAACAAUGGAGACACUGUAUGCAAACAAUGGCUAUAUUUCGUAUUGGUUAUUUGGUUCGACAUGCAUGAAACUGCACAGAUUUAACCGCCCUUUAAAGUAAUUGGUCGGUUUUAAACAUUUUAUAGAAUUGGAGUGAGAAUGAGCUCCAGAAAUUUGUGAUGUUGGUGAAGAGCCUAAAUGUUCGACAUGGCGUGGAGGACUACAGAAUCGUACUAUUUCCAACCACAGAACGGGAAGAUUUAAUGUUAGAGCACUUGCAAUUUGCAGCGAAUGCUCUAAAAAAUAUUGAUAUGCUGUGGAAUAUUAUGUUCUUCCAUGAUGCCUCGGAAUCAAACCAAGGUGUGUAAAGCAAACAAACAGACUAUUUCACAUAGCUUGACAAUGACCAUUGAAUAAUUGUAAUCAUUUGCCGUUAUAUGUUUACAGUAUACACGCUAUGCAUAAUGCACUGUCUGCGCUUAGGACCUGGAAUGAGCUGCAUUACGCACAGCAUGCAUACAGUACUUGAAGCAGCAGGCAUAGAAAAGUGUUUAUUCUAUAUGCUACAAUAGAACACACAAUGUGCAUAAUAUCUUGUUUGCGUUCGGGACCUGGAAACAAGUCCCAUCAAAACGAGGCCGAUAGUUCAGACGCCAUAUUGUAUAAUUUGAGGCAUUAUGCAUAGCAUGUAUGAUCGGUUGUAAACUGGGUCAGUGUUAUUUGUUAGCAAAUAACAAAUAAUAUAUGGUAUUGUAAAAUAGUGUAGUGUAAUUGAGUGACCAUGUCACUCACUUUUAUUUUUCUUGUUAUAGAAAAUGUAUUGAAAACGACUGUGCUGCCUUUCAUUGUCAGUGGGUCAAAGAGUACACUGGUGUCCUCAACAAAUUUUAUUGAAGCAGAAGCUGAUCCUCUCGCCAAGGAGAAAGACACAAAAAGUAUCUACACGAGGCAGAAACCUAUUGCUUUGUACAAGAAGCUGCUUGAGAUCUUUUGUGCAGAUAAAACUUUGCAUACAGUUGAUGCGUGCAGUGGAGCUGGUUCCUGUGGAUUGGCAUGCGCAGAUGAGGGAUUGAAAUGCCUGAUUAUGGAUGAAUGUGACAUCAAAAUUCGACUAAUUAAGCAACGUCUUCAAUUGUGAAUCAGUGAAAGGUGAAAACUUUCAGUUUCCACAAUACUAAUAUCUUGCAACACACACGUGUUUAUAUUUUCUAUAUAUUUAUAGUAUUUUUGUACCUAAAUAUUUAUAUAUUUAUUGUAUCACUUAUUGUACACUCG